Xenopus tropicalis (tropical clawed frog) is the source of this 2184-nucleotide messenger RNA. It is a transcript of the gene camkvl, whose product is annotated as CaM kinase like vesicle associated like. The record is from RefSeq and is marked validated. Lineage: Eukaryota; Metazoa; Chordata; Amphibia; Anura; Pipidae. Gene Ontology annotation, molecular function: ATP binding. Gene Ontology annotation, cellular component: cytoplasmic vesicle membrane; synapse.
GGUGAAUCACCCCAACAUUUUGCAGCUGAUCGACACAUUUGAAACCAAGAAGGAAUUCUACAUCAUUCAAGAGCUGGCCACAGGCGGAGACGUAUUUGAUUGGAUCUCGGCGCAGGGAUAUUACUCAGAGAGAGACGCCAGUAAUGUUCUCCGGCAGCUCCUAGAGGCCGUAUCCUACCUACACAGCCUGCGUAUUGUGCACCGGAACCUCAAGCUGGAGAAUUUGAUGUAUUAUAAUCAGAACAAUCACUCAAAGGUGGUUCUGCGGGAUUUUUACCUCUCGUGCUUCGAAAGUGGAGAAAUCACAGAACCUUGUGGGACCCCCGAAGUACGCUUGGCCCCGGAGGUGGUAUCCAGACACAGAUAUGGGCGCCCAGUCGACUGUUGGGCAGUUGGAGUUGUGAUGUUCAUCCUCCUCUCAGGAAACCCCCCUUUUUAUGACGAGAAUGAGGAAGAAAACAGUGAGAGUCACAAUAGGAAAAUCUUCCGGAAGAUUCUGGCCGGGGAGUACGAGUUCGAUUCCCCCUACUGGGACGUCAUCUCUGCCUCAGCAAAGGACCUUGUAUCGCGGCUGAUGGAGAUGGAUCAGGAGCAGCGAAUCACAGCACAGGAUGCCCUCGCCCACACCUGGAUUUCAGGGAAUGCGGCGUCAGAGCGGAACCUGAAGGAGGGGGUCUGUGCCCAGAUUGAGAAGAACUUUGCCAAAGCCAAAUGGAGAAAAGCCAUACGUGUGACCACCUUCAUGCAGAGACUGAGGGCCCCAGAAGGUGCCCGGCUGCCCGUCACCCCCCGCUCCUCCAUGAGUGUCUCCCACGAGGUGACGGUGGCACCCGCUUCCCCCUCCCGGCACCCCCCUCCCUGCACAGAGGAACCCGCCUGCGGUUCUGACCCGACUGAGAGUCUGAAGGCUCCGUGCCCCCUGCCCCCCUCAUAAACUGGAAACUGCCCCAGGGUCAGAGGGGUAGAACCGCACAAAGGACUCAGUACCGGAACCUCUGGCCCAGACCCAUUGGGGCCUACGUUACUUACCCCGGGGCAAAGGGUGGGGCAGGUAGGGCAUUCACACUCACCAAGGGCACCAAUUACCCCACAGAGAGGGGCAGGGGGGGUAACAAGGCAAUUGGUCAGGGAACUGCCUCACAUCCCAGAGAGUCCCCCCUCCCCCAACUGCCCCAUCUGGCCCCCUGGGGGGGUAACUAGGCCAUUGGUCAGGGAACUGCCUCACAUCCCAGAGAGUCCCCCCUCCCCCAACUGCCCCAUCUGGCCCCCCGGGGGGGGUAACUAAGCCAUUGGUCAGGGAAUGCCUCACAUCCGAGAGUCCCUCCCCCAACUGCCCCAUCUGGCACCCCGGGGGGGUAACUAGGCCAUUGGUCAGGGAACUGCCUCACAUCCCAGAGAGUCCCCCCUCUCCCAACUGCCCCAUCUGGCCCCCCGGGGGGUAACUAGGCCAUUGGUCAGGGAACUGCCUCACAUCCCAGAGAGUCCCCCCUCCCAACUGCCCCAUCUGGCCCCCCGGGGGGUAACUAGGCAUUGGUCAGGGAAACUGCCUCACAUCCCAGAGAGUCCCCCUCCCACUGCCCCCAUCUGGCACCCCGGGGGGGUAACUAGGCAUUGUCAGGGAACUGCCUCACAUCCCAGAGAGUCCCCCCUCCCAACUGCCCAUCUGGCCCCGGGGGGUAACUAGGCAUUGGUCAGGGAACUGCCUCACUCCCAGAGAGUCCCCCCUCCCAACUGCCCCAUCUGGCCCGGGGGGUAACUAGGCCAUUGGUCAGGGAACUGCCUCACAUCCCAGAGAGUCUCCCCUCCCCCAACUGCCCCCCGGGGGGGUAACUAGGCCAUUGGUCAGGGAACUGCCUCACAUCCCAGAGAGUCUCCCCUCCCCCAACUGCCCCAUCUGCCCCCCGGGGGGGGUAACUAGGCCAUUGGUCAGGGAACUGCCUCACAUCCCAGAGAGUCUCCCCUCCCCCAACUGCCCCAUCUGGCCCCCGGGGGGGUAACUAGGCCAUUGGUCAGGGAACUGCCUCACAUCCCGAGAGUCCCAGCUGCCCCAUCUGCCCCCGGGGGAGGGGCAUGGCAUCCUGCAGACCCUUAUGGGAGUGGCUCCGGGUGGGGGGCCCAUAUCUGCCACAGGCUGGACCCCACAGCAGAGACGGGCUGAACCCAAAUAAAGGCAAACUAACCCAA